Ceratina calcarata is the source of this 1640-nucleotide messenger RNA. Its product is annotated as dynein intermediate chain 2, ciliary. Gene Ontology annotation, molecular function: dynein heavy chain binding; dynein light chain binding. Bases 1 to 1551 code for a protein of 516 amino acids. Gene Ontology annotation, biological process: outer dynein arm assembly; cilium movement. The transcript has 10 exons. The record is from RefSeq and is a predicted model, not a curated record. Gene Ontology annotation, cellular component: outer dynein arm. Lineage: Eukaryota; Metazoa; Arthropoda; Insecta; Hymenoptera; Apidae.
AUGUUUCCUAGGAAACCAGCAAUCUCUCAUAGCAAAGCACACAAAACUUCAGCUCAAACUUUUUGUAAACUUUAUUGCAAAAUCGAAGAUGAAGAACAGAAGGAAGCAGAGCAAGAGCCUGAUCACGACGAAGAGGAAGAGAAAGUGAAACCAAAGAAGAUACCGAAUCAAUUCAACUUCUGCGAAAGGGCUGCGUUAACUUACACCAAUCCCAUGCGAGAAAUGAGCACCCAGACAGUGCCACCCCCAACUGACACCUUCAACACUCACGUUUUACAAUGGACUAUAUUCGACGAGUACCAAGAAGAUUACGCUCAGCAGCAAAAAGAGAAAGAAAAAGAGAGAAGAAUACCAUUGCUACAACCAAAACGAGAAGACCUGAAGAGGAAAGCACAGACAGAGUCCGAGGCUUUGUCAUGCAGGAUGUUACAAGCUGCGAAAACGUUGGAACGAAUGGUGAACCAAAACAUAUACGACGAAAUAGCCCAAGAUUAUAGAUACUGGGACGACCCUAGCGAUGAAUUCAAAGAGGGCGAAGGCUCAUUGUUACCCCUGUGGAAGUUCAGUUAUGAGAAAACCAAAAAACACGACGUCACUGAUUUGUGUUUCAAUAGCAGAUACUACGACUUGUUCGCAGUCGCCUAUGGCACGAUGUCGUUUUCUAGCAUGAUAACUGACGGAGCGAUCUGCCUAUUUACUCUGAAGAAUCCAUCAUACCCUGAAUGGAUAUGCCCAACAGAUACACCAGUUAUGUGCUUAGACUUCAGCAAACAACACCCGCACCUUCUAGUCGUCGGCUCGAUGGACGGUGCAGUUUGCGUUUACAACAUUAUGCUACCACCUAACUCGCCUCAGUACAAAAGCGACGACGUUAUUCAAAAACAUGGAGGUAUUGUAUGGGAGGUACGUUGGGCACCAGACACAGAAGAAGGUCACCUGGCUUUCUAUAGUGUCAGCAUCGAUGGGAGGAUAAACUAUUGGAUUCUAAAUCAGAAUGAUCUGGGCCUCACGACUGUGAUGACUCUCUAUUUAGACAGACCCCCCAUACCUGGGCCUGAUGGGACUGUAAUUACCCUCAAAGGCUGUGGGACAUGUCUGGCAUUUCAUCCUGCGGAUGAGAACGUGUUCCUAGUUGGCACUGAGGAAGGGACGAUUUACAAAUGCAACACGGCGUACAGCAGUGUCUACAUGAGGACAUACAACGAGGCGCACAACAUGCCGAUAUAUCGUAUAGUGUUUAAUAAAUUUAACUCCAGUAUAUUCGCAAGCUGCUCAGGCGACUGGCGAAUAAAAAUAUGGGAGGAUGACAGAAUGGAACCGUUGUUCAUGUUCGAUCUUGGAGUGCCAAUCGGAGACGUUCAAUGGGCGCCGUAUAGUUCCACAGUGUUAGCCUGUGUCUCAAAUGAUGGGAAAGUCACGGUUUUCGAUUUGAAUAUAAAUAAAUACAGGCCUAUAUGUAGUCAGCAGGUCGUUAGUAGGAAACGAAAUAAAUUGACUAAACUUCGGUUCAAUGAGAAGCUGCCAUUUCUUAUAGUUGGUGAUGACAAGUGAGUCGAUGAUAGUCUAAAUGUGAAACUUAAGGAUGUAUUGGCUAUACGGUCAAUCCCAAAAGUUUAUGUAUCUUAGAAAUAAUGCAUUUC